Molecule: messenger RNA, 3486 nt
Organism: Sapajus apella (tufted capuchin)
Lineage: Eukaryota; Metazoa; Chordata; Mammalia; Primates; Cebidae
Gene: PLEKHA3
Product: pleckstrin homology domain containing A3
Exons: 9
Coding region: 858-1580 (240 amino acids)
Biological process (GO): endosome organization; retrograde transport, endosome to Golgi; receptor recycling
Cellular component (GO): early endosome; trans-Golgi network; recycling endosome
Source: RefSeq, a predicted model, not a curated record
CAAGCGGAAGACUGGGGAGCCUCAGGGCCGUUGGCUACUGGCCCGAGGGAGGAGUAAGGCGGCUCUGGUUGGGAGGCCGACAGUGCGAGGCGCCGGACCGCCCUCCUCGCGCAGCCUUGGGCUAAGCAGUGAGGCCGCAGGCCGCGCCCGCUCCUUCAGCCCCGCCGCCGGGGAGGGGUUUCCCGGGACGAUCCGGCCCCUUUCAUCCAGGAAGUGAAUGCGACGUCGGGGUCAAUGAAAACAAACUGGGAGCCCGGGGGGAAGGAAGGCAGGCGAGGAGGAGGCAGCGCCAGGGCGAGUGAGGGAGCACUAGAGCCCCGGAAGCGCGAGUAGGAAGCCGGCUGCGGUCGCAUUUUUGCCGCUGUGGCGGCCACCGCCGCCGAGGUUUACCCAGGGAUGUCCGGGCUCGCGCCUCGCGGCCCCCUAGCUCCAAGCUGCAACCGCCGUCCCGGCCUCUAAGGGCCGCCACGUCCCGGCGGCGCGCGUGAUCAGAGGGCGGCUUCGUGCUUGCGGCGGGCGCCGCGGGAGAGGUACCGGGCGGGCCGGGAGGGGCUGCCCCAGGCCCCGCGCCUACCCCAUCACCGCGGCCGGCGCCGGGCCGAGAGGAUGUGCGGUGUGGGGCUCUGAAGCAUGGAGGGGGUUCUGUACAAGUGGACCAACUAUCUCACAGGUUGGCAGCCUCGUUGGUUUGUUUUGGAUAAUGGAAUCCUAUCCUACUAUGAUUCACAGGAUGAUGUUUGCAAAGGGAGCAAAGGAAGCAUAAAGAUGGCAGUUUGUGAAAUUAAAGGUGACAACUUUGGAGGGGACCACCCUUGAUUGGAUACAUAAAGUCUGUUCAUUCAGCAGACAACACAAGAAUGGAAUUAAUCAUUCCUGGAGAGCAGCAUUUCUACAUGAAGGCAGUGAAUGCAGCUGAAAGACAGAGGUGGCUGGUUGCUCUGGGGAGCUCCAAAGCAUGUUUGACUGAUACAAGGACUAAAAAAGAAAAAGAAAUAAGUGAAACUAGUGAAUCGCUGAAAACCAAAAUGUCUGAACUUCGCCUCUACUGUGACCUCCUAAUGCAGCAAGUUCAUACGAUACAGGAAUUUGUUCACCAUGAUGAGAAUCACUCAUCUCCUAGUGUAGAGAACAUGAAUGAAGCCUCUUCUUUGCUUAGUGCCACAUGUAACACGUUCAUCACAACGCUUGAGGAAUGUGUGAAGAUAGCCAAUGCCAAGUUUAAACCUGAGAUGUUUCAAUUACCCCAUCCGGAUCCCUUAGUUUCUCCUGUGUCACCUUCUCCUGUUCAAAUGAUGAAGCGUUCUGUCAGCCACCCUGGUUCUUGCACUUCCGAGAGGAGUAGCUACUCUAUAAAAGAACCAGUAUCUACACUUCACCGACUCUCCCAACGACGCCGAAGAACCUACUCAGAUACAGACUCUUGUAAUGAUAUUCCCCUUGAAGACCCAGAUAGACCUGUUCACUGUUCAAAAAAUACACUUAAUGGAGAUUUGGCAUCAGCAACCAUUCUUGAAGAAAGCAGACUUAUGGCCAAAAAGAAAUCUGAAUCAGAAAAUACUCUUCCAUCCUUUUCUUCCUGAAGAAACUGAAGUGUCCAACUUCCUCUAAGUAUUGCUAUGCAAAAGCUGCUGUGAUUAAACUAUUGUUAUAGGGAGUAGUUUUUUCCCUUAAAGACUUCUCUGCACUUUAUAGAAUAUUGUAAACAAACAAACAAGAAAACAACCCACAUACUUUUGAAGUGUAUUUUAUCUUUAUAUAGUUUGUUUGCAAGAGUAUUUUCCUAAUAACUUCACAGUAUGAAUGUGUAUCUUUUUUUUUUUUUUUUUAAACAAACAAUGGUGUAACAUUUUGACAUCCAUAAGGACAAAUGUGGAUAUUUUUCUAAAAAACUGUGAGGGGACUGACAGCUUGGUUAGGGUGUAUUGUAGCUUAUAAACAUGAAAUCUUAUAAGAUUUCAGUUUGACAGAGUGUGAUAUAUGUAACUUGUGCCAUGGACCAAAUGGUCACUUUACCACAGCUAAAAAUGAGUUAUGAUAGCAGCUUGAUGAUGAUUGUAUUAUAUUCCUUUAAUCAAAAAGGAAACAUUUAGAAUAUUUAGAAUAUUCCAAAUAUCUUUAGCCCAAAUACCAUGACAUAUUGAGUAUUUUUAAAUAACCAGACUGUAUUGUCCUUCAUAUGUGAAGUUGACACUACUGAUUUGUCAAUACCAAAUGUUGGGUUAAAGUAUUUAAUUUUUAUUUAUUUAUUUUCUUGUUGCCUCAAAAGAUGACUGCAUCCUAACUUUUGUGACCUACCAAAUUUAAGAUGUGUAUACAUUGUUUUUUAUAUUGUUUUAGAAAAGACAUUUUAAUGCUGUAGUGACUUUGCUCACUUACACCAGAGAAACAACUUUCAGUGGAAGAGGAUUUUAGUGCUUUUUUUUUUCCUAAAAUAGACAUUAAGCUGCUGUUGUAAAGUAUUGUUUGAAGCUCUUUCCAAUAUCUAGAGACAUUUUUAUUUAUGAAUAUUGAUACAAAAAAGGAAUUCUGUCAAGAUGUCUGCACUAUAUUACUUGAGAAUGGCAUUAUUUAAUUAAAGAACAAAUAGCAUUUUUUUGGUAGUGCCUGUCCAUACCUAUUGUCAGUGUUUGCCUUGUAAUAUGUUUUUUGAAUUCACCUUGGGCUGAUGGUUUUGUAUAAGGUUUUAGAUAAGGAGCACUUUAAAACAAACUGGUAUGUUGUUUUUAAGUUAAUCAUAAGUUUAAUAAAUGUGUGAUUUUUUGCGUUCAAACAUAUCAUAUAAUACAUUGUAUUUUUUACAUUCAUUGGUAUUCUGUCUAAUCUUUAUUAAGUGCUAAUAUAAUUCUUACUGAUUUGAGUUUGUUUUUGUAUAUUUAGGCCUGCUGGUGAAGACACAAAUGAAGCAUACUUUUAGUUUUUGUUGCCUGUGAGCUUAGAAUGGUGUGGCCUAUUUCAUUUCAUUUUAAUUUCUCUUGUAAGUUUUUGUGGGAAUAAAAAAAAUAAUGUUUGGUAUUUAUUUAAAAAACUAAUUAUAGGCCUUCCAUCUUAAGUUUAAAAUGGACAUAAACAAUCUAUUCAUUAAUAUGUGUUUGGAUAAACUGUAUGCUACUUAAAGUGUUUGUAAUUUUAAAUAGCACACAGGUCAUCAGACUACUCAAUAUUCAGUGGAGUCUUUUCCUGCUCAUAAGUUGUAUUUCAUAUGUCUAAUUUGAAAAAAAAACAGUUUGAUAAUAUAGUAAGUUUUGACAUUGAGCAGGUAAUCAAGUUUUUCCUGGUUUUUUGUUUGUUUUGUUUUGUAGGAAGAACUUACACAGUAAUAAGGUUAGGGUGCUACUGAUUGGGAGUUUUUUCUGGUAGUUUUUUGAAUAAUAGGUUUAUAAUGAAAACACCAUAACAAGCUUUUGAACUUAUAGAAAAUAAUCACAUCCAUUUUCUAUUGCUUUACCCAAAUAGGUGGGUUUGUGAAGAGUUUUCUGUAAAUAUUUU